Messenger RNA from Cutaneotrichosporon cavernicola, 351 nucleotides. RefSeq lists its product as uncharacterized. Bases 1 to 351 code for a protein of 116 amino acids. NCBI's taxonomy places the organism in Eukaryota, Fungi, Basidiomycota, Tremellomycetes, Trichosporonales, Trichosporonaceae. The transcript is spliced from 2 exons. The record is from RefSeq and is a predicted model, not a curated record.
AUGGACGGCUUGCCAAUCCGGACAUCGCGCCGCCCCGCCAAUCUCCGCCGCGCUGGACCCAGGCCAGGCGACGCGGGAACGCAUGCCGUCGGCGGCGACAUGGUCAACAGCAUGAAGCGACGCGGUCUCCGACCGUCCAAGUGGGUCCUUUACCGCCCAUGGGUUCUCGUUGCCGUUGCCCUCGUGCUCCUUCUUAUCCUCAACACGGCCUGGCUCCAACGUAUCAACCGGCGCGUUGUCAGCAAGGGCGGGUGGGACCACGUCGUGCCCUCGGCUCGGCGACAUGUAGCGGGCUGGGUCGAGAAUCUCGCAGCGCGGAUCGACUCUGGGGUCAAACACGACGAGAUGUGA